Molecule: messenger RNA, 1035 nt
Organism: Purpureocillium takamizusanense
Lineage: Eukaryota; Fungi; Ascomycota; Sordariomycetes; Hypocreales; Ophiocordycipitaceae
Gene: ftmOx1
Product: Verruculogen synthase
Exons: 1
Coding region: 154-1032 (292 amino acids)
Source: RefSeq, a predicted model, not a curated record
GUUCUAACCGCGCCUUGCGAGGUGGCCCUUGCAGCCGUGACUAUAAACUGGUGAGACUCCAUCGACAUGGGCAACCGGCAAGCAUGAGAAAGUCUCCGUGCCACUUUCAUCAAGGUGCGACCAAACCAUUAUUCUUUCAGGCCGACCCUUGCUAUGGCUAUCACUACUACAAAGCCUCCCAGCCUGCGACAGGUCGAAGCCUCGGAAGGCUGCGAUGCCAUUGUCAGCGCCCUUCGUGAGGAUGGUGGUGUCAUCAUAAAAAACCUUGUGACAACAGACCAGGUUUGUCGUAUCAACAAGGAGAUUGACCCUGUCAUGGAAAAGCUUGCAGUUGGCACCAAACUCUCGGAUGAACGACUCCAGGACUUUCAUGGGUACAAUACGAAACGGUUGACGAAUCUGGUUACGCACAGUAAGACCUUUCGCGAAGAAGUCCUGGAGCAUGACUUGAUCCAUCAAAUCUGUGAAGCGAUCUUCAUGGAGGAUGCGGGCACGUACUGGAUGAACUCGGCUCAAACCAUUGAGAUUGGUCCAGGUAGCAACCGUCAAGAGCUACAUCGUGACCAAAUCCAAUACCCAAUCUUCACAUACUGCGGCGCCGACGCUCCCGAGGCGGUCAUCAAUUUUAUGGUAGCCUUGACCAAGUUCACCGAGGAGAGCGGUGCCACACGGGUUGUACCUGGAAGUCAUAAGUGGGCGAAUUUUCGGGAGUACGGAACCCAUGAAGACAGUGUCCCGGCGGAAAUGGAAGUGGGUGAUGCGUGUCUCUUCAGUGGAAAGGUUUCGCACGGUGGCGGCGCUAAUCGGACUCGCGACUUCAAGAGACGAGGUCUUGCCAUCACAUUUCAGCCUUCCUACCUAACUCCUGAGGAGGCGUAUCCGUUUCUUAUUCGGAAGGAGCUUGCUAUGACGCUCAGCCCGCGGGCGCAGCGCCUGCUUGGCUUCCGCUCCCAAUUUCCAAAGGAUACCUUGGGGUUAUGGAAAUGUGAUUACAGCCAUACGGACGACGUCGUUUACUACCCAGCCACAUAGCCG